CACCAACCGAGAUGAAAGGACCAUACCUAAUAGCGAUAGCGCUGACGUGCUUAGCGGCCGUGGCUUCGGCCCAGAACAACUACGUCGAAGAGUAUGACUUCGACAACGCAGCUCCACCACCUAGGCAGAGCAGGCCUCAAAGCUUCAGACCAGCACCAGCACCUUCAGCGCCCAGGGCUCCACCUGUCGCUAUCCUCAAGCAGAUAGACAGGCACAACGACGAUGGAUCAUACACCUAUGGGUACGAGGGAGCUGAUGGUAGCUUCAAGAUCGAGACUAAGCACGUCUCAGGAGAAGUUAUGGGCAAAUAUGGUUAUGUUGAUGAUACCGGAAAAGUCCGCGUCGUUGAAUACGGAGCCAACAGGUACGGCUUCAUGCCAGCUGGAGAAGGCAUCACCGUAGCCCCGCCAACUCUCGUCGAUGACACGACCAAGAAGGGCGACAGGAACAACCAAGAUUUCUACGACGACGGUUCCUACUACGCAGAACAGCCCCAGGCACCACCACCACCCCAAAGGGCCGCCCCCAGGCUGCCUCCAAGGCCUAGGCCAUUCCCAAUGCCAAACCCAGAACCCCAACCUCAACCCAUACCUCAGUACGACGAGUACGUGCCACCUCCUCAAGCACCAAGGAGAUCAUCUGCCUCAGGAUCUCCCGUUCCUCCUAGACCAGUAGUCGCAGGUGCAGCACCUGUCUUCAACCCUGCCCCGGUCUAUGAAGAAGUUUCAGCACACAGAUCUCAUCCAAGGCAUCAUCAGCCCAGGUAUGAAUCCCACCACUCAUCACCACACAGAGCAGCUCCACAUCACAGGGCCUCCCCACCACCACAGAGGUUCUCCUCCCCACCGCCCCAGAGGUCCGCACCAUCUCCAUCACCACAACCACUACCACAACCACUACCACAGGCACAGCCACUACCACAGGCACAGCCACAGCCCUCACAGAGGGCUCAGCACGCCAGGUCCUCCGGUGGAAUCUUGGACCAGCUUGAACUGGACUACGCCCUACCCCAGGGAGGAGGUCGUCUCACUCACGACAUCUCCUUCAGCUCAUACUAAGUCCAGCGUUCCGAAAUAAUUUUUGUAAUUUUGUAUAAUAUAUUAAUUAGUAAUGUUAAUUUGUUUUAAACUUGCUUUCCGGAGAAAGCAGAACUGUAAAUGUAAAAAUUUUUUUUACAAUUAAAUUAUAUUUAAUGGAUAUAUUUUCAUUACGAUUGUAUGAAAAUAUGAAACAAAUAUUUGAAAAAAAACUUUUUUUUUUGUUCCUUUGGCUAUAAUCAAC
Nezara viridula (southern green stink bug) is the source of this 1281-nucleotide messenger RNA. The record is from the annotation of a GenBank genome assembly. Lineage: Eukaryota; Metazoa; Arthropoda; Insecta; Hemiptera; Pentatomidae.